Vicia villosa (hairy vetch) is the source of this 657-nucleotide messenger RNA. RefSeq lists its product as uncharacterized. The coding region runs from base 67 to 387 and encodes 106 amino acids. The transcript is spliced from 3 exons. NCBI's taxonomy places the organism in Eukaryota, Viridiplantae, Streptophyta, Magnoliopsida, Fabales, Fabaceae. The record is from RefSeq and is a predicted model, not a curated record.
GAUAUAAGAACGCUAUUAAUAAAAAAAACAAAAAAAUUAAACACGAAAAUACCGCUUCCUUGUUCAAUGUCUUCUUCUUCGAAUGGUUGCCGCCCUCAUCACCACUGCCCACACUGCCCCCUCCGCCGUCACUGCCACCACUGCCCUCUCCACAACAACAGCCCUUCUCACUUCUCCUCCCACACUUUCACUUCUCCUCCUCUUCAAUCCCAAAACCUCCCUCCUCUUGCUCAAAUUGUACAAGAGCCGGAGCGUAUUGUGUUUGAUGGUGUUGAAGAGGAUGAUGAACCGGUUUUUGUUAUGACCGAUGAAUGGAGAGAGUUCUUUGCAAAAUCUGAAGCUAGGAGGAAACUAGAGAAGAAGCAGGCCAAGAAAGGGAAAAAGUAAAAACAGAACGGAAUGUUGGUUAGCAAACUUCUUUAUGGAUGAUCAAUAGGUUGUUCGAGGGUGGUCGACAACAAUCCUGCUAUCGAAAAUGACAUGUCUUCCUAGUUAGAUGUAGUUUGCAAUGUAUGAAAACAAGGAGUCUUGUCUGCUUUUUUUGAAAGGAUGGUGAAUUACUUACUAAUGUCUGUAAUUAUGUAAGCUCAUCUUUUGUUUAUAAAUAUUAGUAUGGUUUGGAUCAAUGAAAAUGAUGCGAUCUCAAAUGAGAAACUA